AUGGUGGAAGAUCGGACAUAUCUACUAACAAGGGUUUUCUCAAGUUCUCGUCUUUCAGAAUCCAAGUGGCCUUACAUGUAUCCACAAGGACAAGAUGAUUCCUCUGAAUCUAAGCUCAGAAAUGGCAAAAGAGCAUUGGAAGACGAUGAUGAUGAGGUCAGACAAAGCAAAUCUCUCAAAUCGAUGGGACUUAUCAACGGUUCCAAUGGAGAAGAACAAUCUGAUUCUAACAACAAUGGAGAUGGUGAUUCACUUAUCAACGAUAUUGGCAGGGACAAUUCGAUAAGCUGUUUGAUCCGUUGCUCGAGGUCUGAUUACGGUUCAAUUGCUUCCGUAAACCGGAGUUUCCGGUCUCUGGUUAAGUCAGGAGAGAUUUACAGACUCAGGAGGCAGAGCCAGAUCGUUGAGCAUUGGGUUUACUUCUCUUGCCAGCUCUUGGAAUGGGUUGCUUUCAAUCCUGUUGAAAGAAGAUGGAUGAAUCUCCCAACAAUGCCUUCAGGUGUUACAUUCAUGUGCGGCGAUAAAGAAUCGCUCGCUGUUGGCACUGAUUUGCUUGUUUUAGGCAAAGAUGAUUUAUCUUCUUAUGUGAUAUACAGAUAUAGUCUUUUGACUAACUCUUGGACAUCUGGUAUGCCGAUGAAUUAUCCGAGGUGUUUGUUCGGCUCAGCGAGUCUAGGAGAGAUUGCGAUCUUCGCUGGUGGUUGUGAUUAUCUUGGCAAAAUCCGUGAUGCCGCUGAGAUGUAUAACUCCGAGCUUCAGACCUGGACUACACUUCCUAAGAUGAACAAACCGAGGAAGAUGUGUUCGGGUGUUUUCAUGGAUGGAAAGUUCUAUGUCAUUGGAGGAAUCGGAGGGAGUGACUCGAAAGUGCUUACUUGCGGUGAGGAGUUUGAUUUAGAGACGAAGAAAUGGACUGAGAUACCGGAAAUGUCGCCUCCAAGGAGCCGGGAAAUGCCAGCAUCCGCAGAAGCACCGCCUCUUGUUGCUGUUGUGAAUAAUCAGUUGUAUGCGGCGGAUCAUGCUGAUAUGGAAGUGAGGAAGUAUGAUAAGGAGAGUAAGAAAUGGUUUACUUUAGGGAGAUUGCCUGAAAGAGCUGAUUCGGUUAAUGGUUGGGGAUUAGCGUUUAGAGCUUGCGGUGAUAGGUUAAUCGUGAUUGGUGGACCUAAGAAUUCAGGUGGAGGGUUCAUUGAGCUGAAUUCUUGGAUACCAUCAAAUGAUCGAAGUCCGCCUCUAUGGACAUUGCUCGAUAGGAAACACUCAUCGAAUUUCGUUUACAAUUGCGCGGUGAUGGGUUGCUGA
Arabis nemorensis is the source of this 1299-nucleotide messenger RNA. The record is from the annotation of a GenBank genome assembly. NCBI's taxonomy places the organism in Eukaryota, Viridiplantae, Streptophyta, Magnoliopsida, Brassicales, Brassicaceae.